GAUCAAAGGCGAUGGGAUGUGAUGGGCUGGCGCUUGUAUGGCGAUUUAGUGGGGACCGGCCAUGGCUACCGAGAUUUUGAGCCAUGGCCAGAAUGGGACAAGCCCUUGGCAAAUUGGAUCGACAAGUAUCCUGAUCCCAGUUUCGAAGCAAAG
Cladocopium goreaui is the source of this 153-nucleotide messenger RNA. The record is from the annotation of a GenBank genome assembly. Lineage: Eukaryota; Dinophyceae; Suessiales; Symbiodiniaceae.